ACAACGGGAGGAUCUGCCUGAAUUAUUUAUUUAUUUAUUUAUAUAUUCUAAGUUUGUUUUUACUAGUCUGAAAUGCUGUGUUUGUGCCUCUACGUGCCCGUCACUAAUUCUGACCGGGUUGAAGUUGAGUACUUUGAGUCGGAUGGAUUACCUUUAGAGCUGAAAACUCUGUUUAAACUCAGCGUCCUUCUACCGUCGCAGGAAUUUUCGACCUAUCGAAACUGGAGAAAGAAAAUCACCCAAACGAAGGAACAAGACAUAAAUGGCCAGCUGGAAUUUGAUGAAUUUGUCCACUACUUACAAGACCAUGAAAAGGACCUGAAGCUCGUAUUCAAAAGUCUGGAUAGGAAGAAAACCGAGAAAAUCAAAGCAAAUGAGAUUGUUGAGUCGUUGCAAGGGCUUGGUGUCCAUAUAUCCCUGCAGCAAGCUGAAAAAGUUCUGCAGAGCAUGGACAGUAAUGGAACAAUGACCAUCGACUGGAAUAGAAUAGAGUGGAAGAACUAUCCAUCAUUAAAAUCUACGGAGAACUUUCCAGAAAUCAUCCUGUACUGGAAGCACUCUACAAUAUUCGAUGUGGGUGAGAACCUGAUGGUUCCAGAUGAGUUCACCAUUGAGGAGCACUUGACUGGGAUGUGGUGGAGGCAUCUGGUGGCGGGUGGGGUUGCUGGAGCUGUGUCUAGAACCUUCACUGCCCCACUGGACCGUCUUAAAGUGCUCAUGCAGGUCCAUGGCUCUCGCAGCAGCAACAUGUGCAUCAUGAGUGGACUCACCCAGAUGAUCAAAGAAGGAGGAGUAAGGUCAUUGUGGCGAGGGAAUGGCAUUAACGUGAUCAAGAUUGCCCCCGAGACCGCUCUCAAGUUCAUGGCGUAUGAGCAGAUCAAACGACUAAUGGGGAGCAAUAACGAGACGCUGGGGAUCCUGGAACGCUUCGUGGCUGGCUCUCUCGCAGGAGUCAUCGCCCAGAGCACCAUCUACCCUAUGGAGGUUCUUAAAAUCCGUCUUGCUUUGAGAAAGAGUGGGCAGUUUCAGGGAAUCUCAGACUGUGCCAAGCAGAUACUGAAAAAAGAGGGUUUGGCGGCCUUUUACAAAGGUUAUGUGCCAAACAUAUUGGGCAUCAUCCCUUACGCUGGCAUCGAUCUGGCAGUAUAUGAGACUCUGAAAAAUACCUGGUUGCAGCAUUACGGUGGCGGUCAUGCCGAUCCUGGGGUUUUUGUUCUUCUCAGCUGUGGAACCAUCUCCAGUACAUGUGGACAGCUAGCCAGCUACCCUCUAGCUCUAGUGCGAACGCGCAUGCAGGCGCAAGCCACAGUAAAAGGCAACAGCCAGGUCACUAUGUCUGGGCUCUUCAAACACAUCCUCAAGACUGAGGGUCCAUCCGGACUGUACAGGGGCCUGACCCCCAACUUUCUGAAGGUCAUCCCGGCUGUCAGCAUCAGUUAUGUGGUGUACGAACACAUUAAGUCUGCUCUCGGUGUGCAGUCAAGAUGAAUCCGAACAGCAUCGCAUUGGAACAAGCUGUAGUUCUGGAACAAGCCCUAGUUCUGCCCUUUAGGGAGAGGACUGCGAGCUGGAACAUGAUGGGCAGAAGUUUAACGACUACCUCAGGCAUGUGAGCAAGGCAUCUCAUUCUGUGAAUGUGAACAACUUUUAUUUAUAGAAAGAAGACACCCUAGGUGUACAAAAUGAACUCUAUUUAUUUAUGUACUAUUUGUUUGUCUAAAAUAAGGGACCAGGCUACAGCCGUGGUGGUGCACAAAGUGCCUUUCUCUACAUAGUGCUGCUAAAAGAAUGUGGGUUAAUCUAUGAGAUUUAUGCUCGCCUGCUUACACUGUCGAUUGAAUUGUUCCCAUGUUCAUAAACAUAAUAAGAUAUUCUGUUAUUUGCAUUAUCAAUGUCUUGUGGUGAACUAUAGUAAAGUCUUUACCAGUUAACACUAAAACGCACAUGCCGAAUCAUCCUCAAAUGUUGGUAACAGGUUUAUUUGCAGCCACAAUGUAUUGAAUAUGUAUGUAAACCACAUAUUUGUAUUUUAUUCACUGAGCCAUAUUAAGAUUGCUGUGCUUAUGUGUUCAAUAAUAAGCCUAAAAGCAACUGAAUACAGCUCUACCAUUUAUACAUGAAUUGCAUUUCACCGUAUAGCUUUAAGCUUUUUCUGUAUUGUUUAUAAAAUAAUUAAUGCACUUUAAUUGUCACUUUGGGGAGAAAAAUGUUGCUGAUUGUUGAUAAUCUUAAAUGUUGGGACCAGAUUUUUUGUAUAUUUAGAAAUUCAAGACAGAACAAACAUCCAGUAUUAAAGAAUUCAAUGUGAAAGUGCUGCAGGGUACACAUGUAUGUAACUCUAACUCUCUGACUAUUUAUAAAAGAUAUUUUUAGGAAAUUAAAUUGUACUUUAGUGAGUUAUAAUUCAAAGGACUUUCACAAGUUUGCCUUAUGUAAGUGUCUGUAUAUUAAUGAAAAUCUUGACUGUCAGUUGUAGCACUUAUGGGUGUCUUAUAUUUAUAAUUUUUACCCAUUUACAGAUACUUGUGUUCUUAAUGUGUCAAUAUGAUUAAAUAAACUUUGACUUUCAUAUGCAUAA
Molecule: messenger RNA, 2578 nt
Organism: Trichomycterus rosablanca
Lineage: Eukaryota; Metazoa; Chordata; Actinopteri; Siluriformes; Trichomycteridae
Gene: slc25a25a
Product: solute carrier family 25 member 25a
Exons: 10
Coding region: 73-1488 (471 amino acids)
Biological process (GO): ADP transport; transmembrane transport; ATP transport
Cellular component (GO): mitochondrial inner membrane
Molecular function (GO): calcium ion binding; ATP transmembrane transporter activity
Source: RefSeq, a predicted model, not a curated record